UCCCAUAUCAAUCUUCUACAAGAAUUGCGUUUGGAAGUUGAAGACUGGCGAAAUUAUCUUAGAAUGGAUGAAGAUUGCUAUUUGAAUUUAUUAGCGUUAGUAACACCAUUGAUUGGAAAAAAAAUACACCAAUGAGACAGCCAAUAUCUGUGCAUGAACGAUUGACUGCUACACUUCGGUUUUUAGCAACCGGUAGAAAUUACGAAGAUUUGAAGUUUUCAACAAUAAUUUCUCCUCAGUCAUUGGGUCAAAUAAUUCCAAAAUGUUGCAGUGCUAUUUAUGAAGUAUUACGUCGUGAGUACAUGAAGUUUCCAUCAACAGAGAGUGAGUGGCUUCAUAUUGCUGAAGAAUUUGAGAAAACCAGCAAUUUUCCAAAUUUAUUAGGAGCAGUCGAUGGAAAACAUGUUCGUAUAAUUCCACCCUCUGGAAGUGGGUCCUAUUUUUUUAACUAUAAAGGAGAACAUAGUUUAGUUCUCAUGGCUAUAAACUGUUGA
Messenger RNA from Coccinella septempunctata (seven-spotted ladybird), 494 nucleotides. RefSeq names its product putative nuclease HARBI1. Lineage: Eukaryota; Metazoa; Arthropoda; Insecta; Coleoptera; Coccinellidae. The record is from RefSeq and is a predicted model, not a curated record. The coding region runs from base 132 to 494 and encodes 120 amino acids. The transcript has 3 exons.